AUGAACACCAAGAAGCUCCAUGAAGUCGAAUUUUUCUCUCAACAUGUAGCAUCCCUCGCGAAAACAGUCCGAGAACGCCGCGGACAGCCCGUCUCACACAUCGUCGAUUUCGGAUCGGGACAGAAUUACCUAGGACGCACUUUGGCUAGCUCCCCACAUCACAAGCACAUCAUCGCCAUUGAACGGAAGCAUCAGUUCAUCAGUGGCGCCCAGGGAAUGGACAUUCAUGCCAAUCUCGCAGAGAGAAAGAAGAAAACAGUCUACGUGCAUAAUCGCAAUAGCUCCACGAACGGAGACGAUUGCAAACCAGAGGCUCCAAGCUCUAGUGAAUCACAGCUAGCGACAGAACCUCACCGGCCACCGACCGAGAUCUCCCCGGCAGCGGAGGUCAGUCAGAAGGACCAAGAGGAUGUCACCAUGUUCAAGAUGCUGGGGGAGAUCAGUCUCGAGCCAGAUGAGCUGCUGGGCUCUAUGACCCGAAAAAAUUCACAUCGACCAAAGCCCGAGCCUGAGAUCGACACCGGUGGCAAGAUCAGCUACAUUGAGCAUGAAAUCACGGAUGGUCUUCUGGAACCGAUCAUCAAUCACGUCGUGCAGCCAGCCCCCGGGGAGGGUGGUGGGUCAAACAGACGCUCGCCCGAGGAAACUUCAGUCACGGUCCAUGCGGAUGGCAGGCAGUCAAGCAACGCUCAGGUGAUGGUGGUCUCGCUGCACUCCUGCGGGAACCUGGUGCAUCAUGGCGUGCGGUCUCUAAUCCUCAACCCAUCUGUCGUGGCGGUCGCCAUGAUCGGCUGUUGCUAUAACCUCAUGACUGAACGUCUCGGCCCUGCCACCUACAAGCUUCCCGUCCUCCGAUCCCUUCAUCCGCGCUUGAAAGAGACCGGAAACUCCUAUGAUCCGCAUGGAUUCCCCAUGUCUCAGCGCUUCGAGACUCACGAUACACAUGGGGUGCGGGGCCUGCGGCUCAAUAUCACGGCCCGCAUGAUGGCCGUCCAGGCACCCUACAAUUGGGGCAAGGAAGAGAGUGAAGGGUUCUUCACCCGCCACUUCUUCCGCGCACUUCUUCAGCGCAUCUUUGUCGAACAAGGAGUGGUGCCUCCUCCCGGGAUCCCGAAAGAUCUCUACUCGGAUGACCCCGAUCAAUCGAUCGGCGCGACCACGGCGUUGAUUAUCGGAUCACUGCGAAAAUCGGCCUUUGCGUCCUUUACGACAUACGCGCGCGCAGCCGCGGCCAAGCUGAGCCGUGACCCCCAGCAUGGGGCGAAAGUCGAAGAGUGCAUUGGCCGGAUGACCGACGAGGAGCUUGAUGACUAUGCGACGAGCCACCUGCAAGCCCGCAAGAACCUGAGUAUCGUCUGGAGUCUGAUGGCCUUCAGCGCACAGGUCGUCGAGGCCAUCAUCGUGGUGGACCGUUGGCAGUUCUUGCGCGAGCAUAAGUCGGUCAAGGAAUGCUGGGUUGAGCCCGUGUUCGAUUAUGCGUUGAGUCCGCGGAAUCUGGCCGUCAUGGGAAUCAAAAAAUGA
Penicillium argentinense is the source of this 1521-nucleotide messenger RNA. RefSeq lists its product as uncharacterized. The record is from RefSeq and is a predicted model, not a curated record. The transcript has a single exon. The coding region runs from base 1 to 1521 and encodes 506 amino acids. NCBI's taxonomy places the organism in Eukaryota, Fungi, Ascomycota, Eurotiomycetes, Eurotiales, Aspergillaceae.